UGGAACAACAUGACUGGCAGUGGAAUCAGCUUGCGCGCAUUCAGAGACUUGCCUGGCCUCCUCGCCUGCCUUUCCUGUCGUCCCGUUGCUUUUGCUGUUUUCCGCUUCCUCCGUUAUAUCUUUCAUACUAAACGUGUUGACUUUGAGCUAAACCUCGACACUAUGAAGCCCUAUUGUAUAGUCGCUAACGAGCUGGCCGACGUCAAUUCCCAUCUCCAUCCUGCUCUGUUGGCCUUCGUUACAGAACUUUUGGCUUCUUCUGUAGAAGGAAUGGGUGAUCUAAGUCAAGUAAUUGUUUGA
Molecule: messenger RNA, 300 nt
Organism: Protopolystoma xenopodis
Lineage: Eukaryota; Metazoa; Platyhelminthes; Monogenea; Polystomatidea; Polystomatidae
Source: the annotation of a GenBank genome assembly